CCAGGUGCAUGAUUGUGGUAGCAUAUAAGUAGCAGUCUGAUUUAGGAACUUACUGUCUCAUUUGAUCUUCUUCACUUCCACUAUUCAUAUAAAUACUCAUUUGACCUGUAGUAUUGCUAAGAAUUGUUCAAUCGUAUUCCUACGCAUCACUGCAAAAAUGAAGUUGAGAAUAGUGUUCGUUUUUGUGGUUCUGCUAAUGGCGGAAACAAAUUCUGAAAACAUUUUAUUUUAUUGGGGGGUGAGCGGGUAUAGCCACCGAAUUUCUGUUUGGGGGCUCAUUGACAAAUUAGUUGAAAAGGGUCACAAGGUCACUUUCAUCUCGCCAUAUGAAGCCAAAGUCCCUUACUUCCACCCCAACAUCACGGACAUUGUGCCCAUGAACCUGGCCGAAGACGUCGGUCUAAUCGGGCUCGAUUUCAUAUCAAUGCGAUUGCAGAACGGCGUCCAAGCAAUUGACGACCUUUGGUACGAGUAUUACGACAGCGGAAUUCGUGGCUGCAAGUCUCUAAUGCAAAAUGAGCAAGUGCUGAAGUGGAUAAAUGAGUCCUCCUAUGACCUCGUCAUUCUGGAUGCUUUGUACAACGAUUGUGGGUACGGAUUGGUGCACAAGUUUCAAGCUCCCCACAUUAUGUACACACCCACCACGCACUUUCCCUGGUUUAAGGAUGCGUACGGCUUUCCGGAUGAGAAUCUUCCAGAAAUGGAGUUCCAUUACCCCCUCGAGAUGACCUUUGUGCAGAGCAUUCGAAAUCUCGUGUCUGGGCUGUACUGGCAAUGGAAACGACACACCGAGCUAUUUCCCAUUCUUGAACCUUUGCUGAGGUCUGCCUUGAAAAUUCCUGAUCUUCCAUCCCUCCACGAAAUCGAAAUGAACACAAGUCUCAUUUUUACCAAUACGCAUCCAAGUGAAGAGUUCCCACGAUCUUUGCCUCCAAAUGUUGUUGAAAUUGGUGGAAUACAUUGCAGCGAUGAUCGAAAACCAUUACCUCAGGAUUUAGAGGAUUUCAUAGCAUCUGGCGACAACGGAUUUAUUCUUCUCAGUUUUGGGACUUAUGCUGCAAUUAAUAAUUUACCCAUCCAUUUGCAGCUUGUGUUCUUCAACGCAAUGAAAGCUGUGCCCAAAUAUCAAUUUCUUGUCAAGUACAAUCAAGACCGUCCAGAUUGGGCUCCGAAAAAUGUGCACACUUUAAAAUGGGUUCAACAGCAAGAUUUGAUUGCUCACCCCAAAAUUCGAGCAUUUAUCGGACAUGGAGGACUGCUAAGCACUCAAGAAGCAAUCUUUCAUGGAGUUCCGAUGAUUAUAGUGCCGCUGUUUGCCGAGCAGGAUUAUCAAGCAGUACGCGCCAAUGAUAGGGAAACUGCAAUUGCGCUCGAAAUUGCUGAAUUAACGGAGGAAAAAUUACUGAAAGCUAUUUUGGAAGUCACGAGUAAUCCCAAGUACAAAACCAACACGAUGAGAUUGUCCAAGUUUUUCAGGGAUCGUCAAAACCAACCUUUAGAGUCUGCAAUUUGGUGGGUCGAAUAUGUAAUGAGACACAAAGACAUUUCGCAUCUGCGGCCCGUUGGAAUCACCAAAAGCUGGUAUGAGAGAAGAAUGCUACACAUUUGGGGAUUUCUGGCCGUCUCUCUGUUAUGCUUUCUUGCAAUAGCAAUGUAUUUUAUUAUAUCUGUUUUGAAAAUGAUGACGAAAGUGAUAACCAAAUAUAAGCAAGAAUAAAUUUUAUACGCAAUAAUGCCGGUAGAAAAAUAUA
Folsomia candida is the source of this 1751-nucleotide messenger RNA. Its product is annotated as UDP-glucuronosyltransferase 2B20. The transcript has 4 exons. The record is from RefSeq and is a predicted model, not a curated record. Bases 158 to 1717 code for a protein of 519 amino acids. NCBI's taxonomy places the organism in Eukaryota, Metazoa, Arthropoda, Collembola, Entomobryomorpha, Isotomidae. Gene Ontology annotation, molecular function: UDP-glycosyltransferase activity.